Messenger RNA from Cygnus olor (mute swan), 1894 nucleotides. It is a transcript of the gene METTL24, whose product is annotated as methyltransferase like 24. The transcript has 5 exons. The record is from RefSeq and is a predicted model, not a curated record. Lineage: Eukaryota; Metazoa; Chordata; Aves; Anseriformes; Anatidae. Bases 341 to 1033 code for a protein of 230 amino acids.
GUGCAUGGUAGGUGCUCGUGUGCCAGACGUCUCUGUCACGCUGAAGGGAAGACUUCAGCGACUCCCACUGGAUUUUAUCCACGUGCUUUGACGUCUCCACUGAGUCUCCGUCGAUGUAGGUGGUGCAGCGUGGGACCUGGGGCAGCGCUGUGCUCCAGAGACACCAGCACGUGACAGCGAUGGCUGUCACUCACAGCACAGCCCGGAUAAAAGACUGAAUGCGUAGACUGUAAGGUGGCACAUUGAUCUGCAACCAUGGGCAAGUCCAACUCCUUCCCUGAACUUUGAGGCCUUGAGGUUCCUGAAGUAUAUUAGCACUUCUCAGAUUUCGUGUGAACACAUGAACCUGAGCAGCCUAGGAGGGAACUCCGAAACCACAAAGAAGCCCUGGUCAGUCUGCCUUGAUGAGAGGUUUGGCCUCAUUCAUCGGAUCAGAAGCAAGCAGUGCCGUCUCUAUUCCCUUGGGCUGGGCAACGAUGACAACCAGUUUGAGAUCAGCAUGGCUAACAGUGGCUGCGAGGUGCAUCGCUUCGACCCCAGCAUCAAGUCAGCGCACAUCCAGGAGGGUCGGCACCUCUGGUACCAUCGCCUCUCUGUUGACUGGAGGGAUCCCAAUCCAGCCAUUGCUGCUCAUAGACUUCACAGCAACACGAAGAAGCUGGGCACGAUACUGAACGAAUUUGGACAUCAGAAGAUUGAUGUCCUCAAGGCAGAUGUGGAGAGUGCGGAGUGGAAAAUUCUGGAAAACCUGAUCCUGGAAGAUGUUGUUGAGCAGAUCGGACAGUUGGUCUUUGAGGUGCACAUCCACUGGCCUGGCUUCGAGGUCAGUGGCAAUGACAGCACCGUGGUGCGGUACUGGUACAGUCUGCUCCGAGAACUGGAGCUGAAGGACUUCAGGCUUUUCCAUACCUACAAAGACUUAUCAAAACCACAGAUGUUUCUGAAAAAGGCAGCCUUCAAUGCCAGUAGCUGCUACACACUGAGCUGGGUGAAUACAAGAUGGCAACAGCAGGAAGGAAUUUAUGAUGUGUGACCGCGAGCCAUCUGUCCAUUACUGAAGAGGACCUUGGAGUCACUGGCUAAAGUUGCUAAAUAUGCAUACAGCAGUUGCUGAUUAAAUGGGCUGGCUUUUAUUUUUGUACAUUGUCAAAAGACCUGGCACUAGGAGAUGAUGCCUGUUGUAAAUCUUUAGGUAUAGCAGUAUAUUUGCCAGCAAGUAUACUUUCUUAGAGGACGGGCAUUCUGCAAAGGUUUGUCUGGGGAAGCUAAGAGCAGCUUUUUGAGUUUGGCCUUUCUCACACGCCUGGCAGUGGGACACAGAUACUUGGCUGCAGGAAGAGCUGCCACCAGAGCCCCCCUCCUUGCCCUUCAGAGACCUCUGUCAUGUAAUGCCAGCCACAGAAGGCAGGGCUUCACUAGUUUAUCUGCUCAAAGAACAGCUUGUCUUAAAUUCCUCUUGGAAUGUCUGUGAUGAAUGGUUUCUCAUCUAGUGAGAUGCUUAUGUCAAACUGAAACCUGGUCUUUUUUAGCUUGGUUUUGGGUUUGGGUAAACGUUCUGCAGCGUGCCUUUUCCAGUGCUGUACCUGGAUGCUUCUCAGCACAUAGCUUCCCUGGCCCAGCCUGCCUCUCCCCGACACGGGCAGGACAGACCCCAGGGCUGCACUGGCGCUCACAGAGGCAGUGGCCACCUGCCCUCAGAGGUGUAGGGAUGUGCCCUGCUCUGCAGGCACGCUGGGCACCGUGCGCUGGCAUGCAGGUUGCUUGCAGGGUGCUUUCAGCAGCCAGGCUUGGUCAUUCCCUGAGAAGCUAAGCAAUGCAGGGAGCUAAAAAGUCUAUAGCAAAUUGUUUCUUUUCUAAAGAUUUUUGACAUUAAACUUUGCAUUGAAAUACCAGA